This is a messenger RNA of Humulus lupulus (European hop), 2677 nucleotides long. Its product is annotated as E3 ubiquitin-protein ligase At1g63170. The transcript is spliced from 5 exons. NCBI's taxonomy places the organism in Eukaryota, Viridiplantae, Streptophyta, Magnoliopsida, Rosales, Cannabaceae. The coding region runs from base 853 to 2130 and encodes 425 amino acids. The record is from RefSeq and is a predicted model, not a curated record.
UGUUUUGUAAUUUUCACUGAAUUUGUGUCAUUUUGGUGUGUUUUAAAAUUUGAGUUGAGGGUUUCGAUUGCCAUGUGAUCUUUGUUGUGUUGUUGCUUAAUUUCGAAAGUUUUUAGUGGGUUUUAAGUAUUUGAGUGAUUUUUGUCAUUGGUUGAUUCGAUUGGUUUGGCGAUAGAGAUUUUUUUGCUCUUUAGAUUAUUUUGACCAUCUGGGUUUUUGCGUUUGAGUUUGAUUUUGUGGAUUUGGACCUUUGAGUUUCGUAUUCCACUUGGUGGGCUUCUGUGUUUUGAUGCUGUUGGGCAUUGACUUUUGUUUGAGAGUUUAAUUUGUUUGAGGGGUUCAUAAUACCCUGUAAUUUGGUUUCAAGUAUGCAAAUUUGAUCAAAUCUUUGAGUUGCAUCUCUUACUUUUUUCAUAAAUUUGGCUGUCAAGUAAAUGUGUAUAAUUCAUCAUAAUUAUUUUGCAUUUCUUUGUGAAAUUUGAAAGUGAAUCUCUAAUCUUUCAUUGUUUUCAAGUAUUUUCCGGUUGUACUUAUAGUGGUGACUGUGGUGAUUAUCCCCCGAAGCAACUCUUACGUGAUUUCCUUAGUGUGUAUGCCAACAAAGUGAAAAUGUAACUGCCCAUUUCUGUUUGCAUAUGCAAUGUUGCUUUCUUGUAAAUGAAACGCAAAGAGUUUGUUGAACCUUUCAGAUUGUUUGGUGUGUGAUCAGGUAUAUGGUGUAACUCAUUGUUCAUAUAAGAUUGGCUUUCCCAAUCUAUAUGUUAAGAGAGAGAAUUAGUGGAUAAAGUGAGUUGGAAAAGUGAACGUUCCCAAUCUAUGCUUUCUCGCCUUCUAAUUUGGUGGUGGACUUAGAUGGAUGUUUCCUCUCUAGAACCAAAUAGUGAGACUGAAACUGAUCAAUUCCCUUUGUUACUGGAGCGAAUGGAAGGCCAUACAAGUCGUGAGCACACAAUUGACAUAACUAGAAACGAUGAUGCAUCAUCGAGCUCAUCUCAUGAUGAUCAACCUCCAACAGUGGAUGCAGCUCCUCCUGUUGACAACAGACCAUCAAGCAGUACAAAUGUCCCCACUUAUCAAGCUACGUCCUCUUCCACAAACCGGUUAAACGCAAGGAGUUCUUCGUUUAUGAGGAGAGGGGACGGAUAUGGUCGUCGUCGAAGGAGCCCCUUGAAUUCUGCGUUAUGGAUUUCAGUGGAGCUCUUUGUCACUGUGAGUCAGAUUAUAGCAUCUGUAGUUGUUUUGUCGUUGUCAAGAGAUGAGAACCCACAAGCCCCAUUGUUUGCUUGGAUUGUUGGUUAUGCAUCUGGCUGUGUUGCAAUGCUUCCUAUCCUUUACUGGCGUUUUCGUAACCGCAAUCGGAGUACUCAACAAGAUUCUACUCGACCCGAACAAGGCUCUUCACAAAAUAAUCCUCCUGAGCUGACAUCUUAUACAGCUAUUUUGGUUAAUCAACCAUCAGACCUAGACAAUAAUCAACCUUCUGAGUCACCCACAAGGAAUAACCAAACAGGAGGAUCCUUUAGUACAAGGUUUAAUGGCUUUGUGGACCAUUUCAAGAUGGCAUUGGAUUGCUUCUUUGCUGUCUGGUUUGUGGUGGGCAAUGUGUGGAUUUUUGGAGGUCACUCUUCCCCCUCUGAUGCUCCUAAAUUAUAUAGGUUAUGCAUAGUGUUCCUUACCUUCAGUUGCAUAGGAUAUGCUAUGCCUUUCAUAUUGUGCGCAACAAUAUGUUGCUGCUUGCCUUGCAUAAUUUCUGUGCUGGGCAUUCGAGAGGAUCUUUCUCAAACAAGGGGAGCCACUGUUGAAACAAUUAAUGCCCUGCCAACCUACAAGUUCAAGUUAAAGAAGCAUGGGAAUGUUGAUGAAGAUGACCUUGAUUCUGGGGUAGGUGAAGGUGGGAUCUUGGCUGCGGGUACGGAAAAGGAGCGUGAAAUUUCAGGGGAAGAUGCGGUUUGCUGUAUAUGCUUGGCAAGAUAUGCAGAUAAUGACGAGCUGCGGGAAUUAACAUGUACUCAUGUCUUCCAUAUUGAAUGCGUGGACAAAUGGUUAAAAAUCAACGCAUCAUGUCCUCUAUGUAAAGCAGAGCUUGCUGAGCUCAUCCCAGGUUCACCGGUGGCAAGAGAGUCCAGCUAGCAAUAGUAAGGAAGGGAUGGGCUAUGGGUCAGCUGCGGUUUACACAUACAUAAAAGCAUGGAGUUUAGUCCCCAAAUUCUCAAUCCUCUAGGAGCUGCAUGCCAGGGAUUGGUACAACAAAUGCAAAUUCCCCAGAAAUCCCUGUUGUUGUAUUACAGAAGUGAUGCAGUGAGAUAGAUGAGAAAGGCCGUCGCUGAUACUAAGCUUGGGCCCAGAAUAAAACGGGGAUAUGCAGAACAGUUGUAUCUAAGCUUUUGCUAUAUUGUUAAAGAAGUUGAGUUUCUCUUCAACUCUCCAUUUUGACAUUUAUGGAGCUUUGUGAAAAUUGACAGGAACACGUUUCAGAUGUUGCUGUCUUUCCACUGCUACAUCAUAAUCCUGUCGUGGUUGGAUGAACUUUGAUCCUUGUAAGUUGCAAGUUUACUAUAUAAUAUAUUAUUAUGGGUGCUCAUUAAGGUCAUUAUAUUCCAUCAUUGGCUGAAAUGAAGUCCUUACAAUUUUUUUUUUGUUGAAUCAAGUGAUUGCUGAAAAAUGCAGAUUAAGCUUU